Rhodotorula graminis WP1 is the source of this 2395-nucleotide messenger RNA. RefSeq lists its product as uncharacterized. Gene Ontology annotation, cellular component: cytoplasm; chromosome. The annotation marks the transcript as partial. Gene Ontology annotation, biological process: double-strand break repair via homologous recombination. Lineage: Eukaryota; Fungi; Basidiomycota; Microbotryomycetes; Sporidiobolales; Sporidiobolaceae. Gene Ontology annotation, molecular function: nucleic acid binding; 3'-5' DNA helicase activity; four-way junction helicase activity. The record is from RefSeq and is a predicted model, not a curated record. The transcript is spliced from 5 exons.
AUGAAGCCGGCUGGUAGCCGUGCGCCGCCCGACGAGCUGUUCCUGAGCGGCGACGAGGGCGACGACCAGGACGACGACGGUGCCGCCCCCGAGGAGCACGACAAGCUCGAGCAGCUCGCCGCCGAGCUCGACUCGCUCGACAAGCAGAUCCGCAACCUGAAGAAGCUCCAGGCCGAGAUCCACACCGAGCGCGACACGCUCCUCGCCACCAUCGCCAGCCGCAAGUCGAGCGCCGCGCCGACUCGCCGCCCCGGUGCCGCACCCGUCGCCAAGGUUGCAGCAUCUGCCGUCGACUACACGCUGUCGGACGCCUACUCGUGGUCGCGCGAGGCCAAGGAGCUCGCCAAGGACGUGUGGGGCGUGACGGCCUGGAGGAUGGCGCAGGAGGGCGCCAUCAACGCGACCAUGGACGGGCGCGACGUCGUCACCGUCAUGCCGACCGGCGGCGGCAAGUCGCUCAUCUACCAGGUCCCGGCGCUCCUGUCGCCCGGCCUCACGGUCGUCAUCACGCCGCUCAUCUCGCUCAUGUCGGACCAGGUCCACAACCUCCUCGAGCGCGACAUCGCGGCGGCCGCGAUCCACGCGUCGGCGUCGCAGGACGAGAUCAAGCGCGUCAUGAAGCGCAUGCUCGGCGCGGCGGCAGCGCCCAAGGGCAAGGGCAAGAAGAAGGCCGCCCUCGACGACGAAGAUGACGACGCCGAGCCGCUCAAGCUCGUCUACGUGACGCCCGAGCGCGUCGAGAAGAGCAAGACGUUCGUCAACACGCUCCAGAAGGCGUACGACGCCGGCCUCUUGAGCCGGUUCGUCAUCGACGAGGCGCACUGCCUGAGCUCGAUGGGCCACGACUACCGCCCGGGCUACCUGUCGCUGCAGCGCCUGCGCGUCCUGUUCCCGCGCAUCCCGAUCCUCGCCGUCACGGCGACGGCGCCCAAGAACGUCGUCGCCGACAUGCUCAAGAUCCUCGGCCUCUCGCCGCGCACCUCGCCCGGCAACGCCGCUCUCCCCAAGACGACCGUCCUGUUCAGCGCGCCCCUGUACCGCCCCAACUUGCGCUACAGCGUCGUCGCCAAGCCCGCCAGCGUGCAGGUCGCGCUCGAGGCCAUCGUCGACUGGAUCCUCGAGCACCACGCCGGCGGCGAAAGCGGCAUCAUCUACUCGCUCAGUCGCGCCGACGCCGAAAACAUCACUAAGGGCAUCAACUCGAGCGCUCGGGCCAAGGGCAAGCUGCGCGCCGCCGUCUAUCACGCCUACAUCGACGACGCCGAGAAGCAGCGCGUGCACGACCAGUGGCGCUCGGGCCGCAUCCAGGUCGUCGUCGCGACCAACGCGUCGUUCGGCCUCGGGAUCGACAAGGCCGACGUGCGCUACGUCGUCCACCACGCGCUCCCCAAGUCGCUCGCCAACAUGUACCAGGAGAGCGGGCGCGCCGGCCGGGACGGCCGCCCCGCCGACUGCAUCACGUUCUUCCGCGCCGCCGACGCUUCGCGCCUGUCGACCCUUACGUACGACACGUUCUCGAGCGGCGGCAAGGAGAAGCUGUACGAGGUCAUCGAGUACGCCGAGGACAAGAAGACGUGCCGCAAGGUCCUGUUUGCGCGCUACUUUGCGUCGACGUACGAUGCCGGGACCGCCUUUGACGCCGACGACGAGGACGGCGACGCUCCCUGCGGUCAGUGCGACAACUGCCUGCGCGACCCGGCCACCGUCUCGACCGUCGACGUCUCGCUCUCAGCGUACCGCGCACUGCGCAUCAUCUCGGCGGCGACGGCGCAGCGCGGCACACUCACGCUCCCGCAGGCGGCCGACCUCGUGCGCGGCAACGGCGGCGGGACCUUCUCGACGCAGGAGGCCAAGAGCAAGGGCAAGGGCAAGGUCGACGUCAAGGCUGAGGCGGGUGGCAAGGUCGAGCUGAGCAAGGACGAGACGGAGCAGAUGCUGCUCAUGCUCCUCGUCGAGGGGCGGCUCCAGGAGGAGUUUCACGCGACCGCCUACUCGGUCAACGCCUACGUCCGCCCCUCGUCCCGCGCCAUCCGCCUUACGCGCCUCGACCCCUCGUCCGUCUCGUCCGCCGCCGACCUGCCCGUCUCGCUCUCGAUCGACGUCCUCGUCGCCGGCUCGGGCUCGGGCGGCGGCGCCAAGAAGCGCAAGGCGCCGGCUGCGACGGCGGCGACGGGUGGAGCGAGCGGCGCCAAGAAGCGCAAGAAGAUCGCCCCGCCUGUCGAGACGGACGACGAGGCCGAGGACGAGGACGAGGACGGGCCCGGUGACGAGUGGGACGCCGGGGCGGGGCGCUUCGGCGGCGCGGUCGACGACGAGGAGCUCGAGGCGUUUGAGCAUGCGCGUGCGCUCGAACCGAGCAGCGAUGGCGCGAUGGACGACGACGGGUGGGCGUCGG